This is a messenger RNA of Galendromus occidentalis (western predatory mite), 2031 nucleotides long. Its product is annotated as tigger transposable element-derived protein 6. The coding region runs from base 1 to 1932 and encodes 643 amino acids. The record is from RefSeq and is a predicted model, not a curated record. Lineage: Eukaryota; Metazoa; Arthropoda; Arachnida; Mesostigmata; Phytoseiidae. Gene Ontology annotation, cellular component: nucleus. Gene Ontology annotation, molecular function: DNA binding. The transcript is spliced from 9 exons.
AUGAAGGAAGACCGACCGUACCUGAGCGUGUGGAAUUACAUGAAGCAAAACAAUGACAGGUGGGAUCGCCAGAUGGAGUGUCAACCAGGCCCAUCGCGAGCGCCCGCACGCAUUAUUAUGGUGACUCCGGACAAUCUCCAACCUAUGUAUACACCCCAGGGUGCCUGUGCUCAGCCUCCAGCGUAUCGCGCAGUCCACCUCCAUCCGGCUCAAACUCAAUCGACUGAUCCCCACAAUCCUAUCCAUCAUCAGAUCAUCACUCAGAACUCGGAGGUGGAAACGAGGCAUCAUCUCCGUGUUGUCGAAGCAGAGGAAGAAGAAGCUGAAGAAAGUCAACCCGAUGAGGAAUCCGGUCGCGACAAGAACAGUCGUAAAGAGCCUCAUCGCCUCCUAACUCUGGAGCAGAAGCGUGAGGUCAUCAGGAUGUUCGAGGAGGACAAAGUCAAGGCGAGAGAUCUGAUGGAACUUUUCAACAUCGGCAAGACGCAGGUCUAUGCAAUCUUGAAGCAAAGGAACACCAUCAAGGAGGAAUUCGCACAAGCUAAGACCGAACACGACAAGCAAUCGAAGAGGAAAACACGGCAGACCGGCAAUGAAGGGAUCGACGAGAUCGUACAUCGGUGGUACGUCGAUGCUCGUUCGAAAAACAUGUUCGUCACGGGUACACAGCUCAAGGAGCACGCAAAGGUCGUGGCUGACGCUCUUGGUCGUCGGGCGUUCAAAGCCUCUAACGGAUGGCUUGAAUGUUUCCGUAGAAGACACGGUAUCGUCAUUCCGAAAAGUAGAAACGCCAAAGACAACGCGGAGCUCACCGUGCCAGAUGGGGAUAUUCUUUCGAUGCAACGACUAUGGGCGCAACAGCUCCAGUCCCACAUUCGCGAUUAUUCAGAAGCAAACAUCUACUGCCUCGAUGUGACCACCAUCUACUACCAGGCUACUCCUCGUUGCAUAAAGACAUCCCUAGGCGAUGCUCUCUAUCCUCCGGGACCGAAAUUCUCAGUCUUAUUGUGCGCGUCUGCGACGGGCGAAAAAGAGUUCCCUUUGGUAGUUGGGAAUGCGCAACUUCUCUCCCAAGUGGUGACCAACAUGAGGAUUGUAUUCCGUCGGAGCCAUACGAGUGGCUGUGAAAUCCCCCCGGAGUGCUUGGAGGAGUACAUUCGGAACUUGAGUGAUAGAAUGAGGCGUGAGAACCGUUGCAUAGUCCUCUUCUUGCUCCUGCCUCAACAAGCAGUAUACAUAAUGGGGAAGCAUUUCGCUAACGUGAAGCUUGUGCAUUGGCAGCAAAGUACAGCCGUGUCGCAGCCGAUGCGACAAGGCGUAUUCCAUCGAUUCAAACUCAGCUAUCGGAUCCUCGCGAUGAGAAACAUGAUCGCCAAUGGAGGUCCCCAAGCUAUAUCGCUCAUCGACGCUCUCAUGUACAUCUCGCGAGUGUGGCACGAAAACAUACAAGAUGCCACGAUACGGAAAGCGUUCUGGAAAGCUGGAUUCCCUGUGUAUCUGCAGAAUUCCUUCGACAAUCCUUCCCGUGAAACAGAGGUCGCCGAAGAGAUGCGGGAGUUGCAAAGAUUAGUUGGAGUGUAUUCGGGCGAGAAUUGCGCAGACGUCGCUAAGGACUACAUCGAUCUGGAAAAAGCAGUCGAGGAAGGCUACAGCAUCGAUAUGCAACAGCAAACUUAUGGAUACCCGACCAACAGCGGCAUUACGGACGACUACGGUAAUCUAUUCGGCAUCACGAAUGGCGAGGAGGUGUUGAUGCAGGCCCCUGCCAUAAACUCGUACCAGGGAGCGCUGAUGGAACUUCGGAGAUUGCAGCAGUUCGCUCUGAAAUUCAACGAUUUCGAACUGCAGGAGAUUCUCUUCAACGCUCGUUGCGCUGCCGAAGAUCGCAGCGCGGCGCGGGUGGUCGCCGAAAAAUAUCUCACCCUCCUCUAGGAAGAACGGCAUUCGUCGUAGUGCCUUUGGCGCUGCGAGGCUGCUAUCGCCCAAAACAUUCGACGAUGAGAUCGAGAAGAACUUAUUUUGACUACAGCC